Messenger RNA from Cadophora gregata, 420 nucleotides. RefSeq lists its product as uncharacterized. NCBI's taxonomy places the organism in Eukaryota, Fungi, Ascomycota, Leotiomycetes, Helotiales, Ploettnerulaceae. The record is from RefSeq and is a predicted model, not a curated record. The transcript has a single exon. The coding region runs from base 1 to 420 and encodes 139 amino acids.
AUGCGAAUGGUAUCAAGUGAUCAGCUACUACUCAAUUUGUCCUCAGCUCCUGCAGCAACAUUUGUUGGGAAAGAACAAACCUUCCAACCACUGAGUCAUGUCCAUAUCGUACCAGGCCGAAGCGGCCGUAGCACGUACCCCGCAACCUCAAGCUACAUCUUUCCCAGCUUCGCCAAUAAGAUGGGAUGGAGCUCGCAUUCCACUCUCCUAAUCAUCGAUUGCUGCACCGCAAACUGGACACCUGGAUCUCUUCUCGAUGUCAGCGCCGACCCUGCCUCAGCCGCAUAUCCAAACUCCAUGCGGCGUCAGCUAGCUGGUACAUGGGGGAUCGGAAGUUCCCGAAGUAUGGAGCAAAGUGUCAUAAGGGCACAAGGAAAUCUGCUGCAGGUCUUUUUUUUCACAAGAAGGCUGAGCUGUUGA